Messenger RNA from Candidozyma haemuli, 1446 nucleotides. RefSeq lists its product as uncharacterized. Gene Ontology annotation, biological process: amino acid transmembrane transport. The record is from RefSeq and is a predicted model, not a curated record. NCBI's taxonomy places the organism in Eukaryota, Fungi, Ascomycota, Pichiomycetes, Serinales, Metschnikowiaceae. The transcript has a single exon. The coding region runs from base 1 to 1446 and encodes 481 amino acids. Gene Ontology annotation, cellular component: vacuolar membrane. Gene Ontology annotation, molecular function: amino acid transmembrane transporter activity.
AUGUCUAGUAUUGAGAAGAAGAAUGAGCUGAAUUCAGAUAUUUCUCCACAGGUCAGUGAACUUCUAGAUUCAGACUUUGAGAAUAAGAAUGUCUUUGCUUUGAAGGAAGAUGGUCCUAACUUUCGUGGUGUCACUUGGAUCGGUGCUGCUGGCUUGGUUGCAAAAACACAAUUCGGUUACGGUAUUCUUGGUCUUCCAGGAACGUUCCAGGUGUUGGGUUUCGUGCCGGGUCUUAUUUCCUUGAUUUCGCUUUGUGCACUUACAACAUGGACGGGUUAUAUGGUGGGAAGCUUUCGUAUUCGUUAUCCAAACGUGUAUGGUGUUGGAGACGCUGCUGAAUUGAUUUUUGGGCCUGUGGGAAGAGAAUUCAUGGGUGGUGCUUUUUGGCUCUUCUAUACGCUUUGUUAUGGUGCUGCUGUGCUUACCUUGUCUAUUGCAUUCAAUGCUAUCACUGAACAUGCAACAUGUACGAUGGUAUGGGUGGCUAUCGGUGCUGUCAUUGCUCUUGUCAUUGGCACGGGAACAAGAACAUUAAAGAACAUGUCUUGGCUCGGGCUUGUUGCUUUGGGAUCGGUAUUCUUCAGUGUUUGGCCUGUUACAAUUGCAGUUCUUGCUCAGUCUACGCCAGAAGCAGCUCCAGCAGGUGAGCCAAUAGAUAAACAAAUUGUUGCUGUGGCCACUGGACGUUCUUUUGCAGCCAUUGCUAGUGCCAUUGCAACCCAGCUUUCUGGUCUUUGUGCAACAGCAGCUUUCUUCACUAUCCAUUCCGAAAUGAGGAACCCUCGUGAUUUCACCAAAUCUUUACUUCUUGGCCAAGGCUUCGUCAGUGCCAACUAUAUUAUUGUGACUUGCAUUAUCUACGGAAGAGUCGGCAGAUACGUGACAUCCCCUGCUCUUGGGUCGGCUGGUCCGCUCAUGAUGAAGAUUUGUUACGGUAUCGCAUUGCCAGGUCUCUUCUUUUCGUGUUUCUUCCAAGCCCAUAUUGCUGGAAAGCAUGCUUUGGUCAGAUUGCUUAGAGACACCAAACACCUUCAAGCCAACACCAAAACGCAUUGGUUUACAUGGAUUUCGAUGAUGUUGUUGGUUGUGAUUAUUGGUUUCGUUAUUGCCAGUUCCAUUCCUUUCUUUAAUGAUUUAUUGGCACUUAUUGCCGCUCUUCUUGGAAGUCUUUUUACCCUUAUCAUGCCAGCUAUCCUAGGUAUUUACAUCAUGAGUGAUUACCACAAACAAGAAGGAGAUGGUUUAUUUGCUUGGGUGGGCUACUACGGGAAGAACUGGAAUAAGAACCGCCGUAACAUCAUGCAUUCCGUUGUGGCUGUUUUAGCCAUCGCUUUUGGAUUAUUCAUCUUGGUUGGUGGUACUUACGGAGCCAUUGACUCCAUUAUUGAUGGUUACAGAACCGGUAGAGUGUCACGGGCAUUUUCAUGUGAAGACAACAGUAAUUAG